This is a messenger RNA of Pocillopora meandrina, 2627 nucleotides long. NCBI's taxonomy places the organism in Eukaryota, Metazoa, Cnidaria, Anthozoa, Scleractinia, Pocilloporidae. The record is from the annotation of a GenBank genome assembly.
AUGGCGCAUGAAGCUGUGCUUCGCAAAACAGUUCCAGUUGGCGGGAAAAAUGAUUCCUAUUGCCCAAAUAGCGUUAUGCUUUUGCCUGAUAGACCAAUAACCUUUGGUAGAAUAAUAUCUCCAGAUGUAAGUGUACGUUUGACGUCAAAAACUGCACCAUUAAUGAUUUCUCGUCGACAUGCCACUGUUUCUGUUUCGGCUGGCAAAUGGACGAUAGUGGAUCAUGAGGUACAGUAAGCUCUGGGGAAUUAAUCCUUCAAGGGUCGCUGGCUAAUAAAGCAUGAUAUUCAUUCAUAUUGGUUGCGAAAUGCGAACAUUUUCUUUUUAUCGCGCAAGUUUUUAUGCACUGCUAAGGGCGAGAAAAUUUCGUACAUUCAAGUUAAAAUUGCUGCGAGCGUUUUAAUUUUUUUGGUCGCAGUACGCUUGUUGUUGUGUUUUCGGUGAUGAAUAUUCAAUACCUCGAAGAAGUUGCAGCUGGUUGGAUAACUCUCAAAAGACCACCCUAAUUAAAAUUGCGCUUUCCAUCUAAAGGUUUCUUGAGUUAUGUAAAGACCAUCUUUAAACAGCUGUUAGUGUCCCGUAUUGUUGAAUGCUUUAUGAAACGGUUUGUAGCCCUUGGCUUUGGUGAACCAACAGUGAGAAAAUAACCUUUCGUUGGACUUUCUGAUGGGCGUUAAUUUAUUCAGCGUCGUGCAGGAUUUACAUGUAAAUACCUGCGGCAGAAUUAAUUCCCCAUCAUAAAUAUCUUUUUGUUCAGUUCUUACGAUUUCAAAAUUAGUUUUUUCUCCAUUGUGCGAAUGAAGUUGUGAUCAAGUUCAUUCCUUUUCUUUUUUUCUGCUUGAUAUUAUCACAGUCAAGCUGUAAAAUAUCAAGAUGGUUAUGUUCAGGAAGAAAAAAGCUGAAACUUUUGCUGUUAUUGAAAUAAAAAAAAAUGUUGUUGAAAGUGUCAUGUAGUAUGGUUUUUAAAUUGAGACUGAACAAGAAUCUUAAUGGAAAUAUGUUCUUACAGAUUUUAUUUAUGACAAAGUUGUAGGGUGAUUAUUGAUUUCCUAUGCAUGGUGUAUGCAUUAUUCACCUGUAGAAAAUAUUGAAGGAUGAUAUAUAUCAUGCCUGGUAUUUCAUGUAAACAUUGUUCAAGGAACUCUUGACAUCAGAAAAAUGCAAUGGAGGACUGAAGAAGGAGUCAUGUCGGUGAACACAACCUUCUUCACAACACCCAACCGGCUGUUCAACAUAGCAGAUAAUUAAUAUUUUUUUGGCUGUAAUAGACUGAUAUCAGUGAUGACUUUCUUAGCAAUUUAGUCCAAAAAAUCCUGUCCUACUCUACCAAAACAGUUGCUGCUUGGAGUGUUUUCCCUGGUAGUCUCUAAUAAGGACUAGUUCUUGAGUUAACUGAGUGGGCCAUUUCUAAAGCUUCUAUGUCUAUUUUUAUUUGUAUCUUUCAGAGCUUGAAUGGAGUGUUUAUCAAUAGAAACAGGAUUCAACCAAGCAUCCCUCAUUUACUAGAACCUGGUGAUCGAGUGGUUUUUGGUGUUGGAGUAAACUCUAAUACACCAGAAUUUGAAUAUGUUUUUGAACACAUUGCUAGAGGCCGCAAAAGGUGUGCAGACUCAUCUCUGUUGAGUAACAAAGACAGCUCAGUUAAACAGAGGAAAAUCUUCAGAGAAAGUGGUGGCUAUGUAAUGGUACCAUUCAGUACAGAUCAUCCUGCUGUUCAUGAAGCCAUUAGUGUUGCUGAAGAAAAGAUUCAAAAAUUGAAGGCUUCAUUAGAAGAAAAAGAGAAAUGCCAUGCAGAUGUUGUUCUGCAGUUGGAAAAAACAGAGAAGGAGCUACAAACUAAGCUGUUAGAUCAGAAGGCCACAUUAGAAAAAGAAAAACAUGAGCUGGAAGGUGCUCUUAAGACACUGUUUGCAGAAAAGUUGAUGGAGAAGGAAGAGCAACUCAAUCAGGAGUUGAAAAGCCAAAAAGAAAGCUUGAUAGAAGAAAAGAAACUUGUGGAAAUGCAGUUGCAAGAAGAAUUGAAGAAGCAGUUGCAAGAAAAAGACAAACAGCUAGAAAAUCAGUUGACUCAACAAAAAGAAGCACUGGAACAAGUGAUUGCUGAGAAAGAAGCCCGGCAGAACAUGCUGCAUAUAGAAUUGGAGAAUUACAAAGCAUCCCAAGCUAGAAUGCAAGACUUAGAGGCAAAUGAGAGAAAAAUGGAAUCCACUUUACAGGAGCUGCGACAAAUUGUAGAAUCAAAAACCAAAGAGCUUCUAAAACAACAAGAAGAGACAAAGAGAGUGGAGGAGGUUGCACGGAAAACAGUCAUUGAGCAGAUGGAGGAUGAGUUUUCUUGUAUAAUUUGUCAGGACCUUUUCAUUAAUUCUACUACCUUACCUUGUGCCCAUUCCUUCUGUGAAUACUGCUUGAUGUCGUGGCUUCAGAAGAAGAACAACUGUCCAAUCUGCCGUCAACCCAUAGUGGGAAGACCAGUCAGGUCUCUUGUUCUUGAUAACGCCAUUGCCAAAAUGGUGGAAUCUAUGGAUGAGGAGACCAAGACAAGGCGGCAGACUGUCACUCAGGAAAGGGAGGAGUUGAAAAGAGGUAAUAUUCUACAAAAUGCAGUGAUCAUCAUUGAUGGCUAA